Molecule: messenger RNA, 2013 nt
Organism: Micropterus salmoides (largemouth bass)
Lineage: Eukaryota; Metazoa; Chordata; Actinopteri; Centrarchiformes; Centrarchidae
Gene: ccdc150
Product: coiled-coil domain containing 150
Source: RefSeq, a predicted model, not a curated record
AUGUCCAGCUCAGCCAUCCCGCCCCUCAAUGUUGGUGCCCCAGCCCCAGCGGCUCUGUCCCUUCUGCAACAGCACCUGUUGUUGGCUGAGGAGGAGGCUGAAGCUCUUAUUCCAGAUAUGGCUGCACUUGGGAUUUCCAGGGACCAAAUCUUGGGAUCUUCAGAAAGAAUGUGUGCCACUCAACAGCCUGUAAGUCCCCUGAAGAUGUGCUGGUUCCUUGGGGAUGAGGGCAUGCUGUGGCAACAGUGUGAUGCUCUGGUGUACAGGAUGACCGCAACAGAAUUAUGGCAAUUAAGUAGAAAAAGAAAUAUGAAAAUUGUGUGGAAAAUGUCAGAGUAGUUGAGCAGAAAAGCUCAUCUGAAGCAGCAGCUGGCAGCGCUACAGCAGGAGAGUGAGGAGGAGCAUCAGGGCUCCAGGAGCGACGUAAUAAGGGACCAACUUCAGCGGGCUUACCAGGAGGGAGACAAAGUUCACACAGAGGCGCCGGAGGCAGUGAAGGCAGCUACUGCUGCAAAGAUGGAUGUGGCUUUGGCUGCAGAGGAGCUGAAGAUUGUUGACUCUGUUGAAGCCAUGAAUUCUGAAAGCAAGCUUCUCCAGCGGGUUGAGGAGAUGGAGAGAGUGGUAGAGAUGGACAGGAGACGGGCUGUGCUGCUGCAGCUGGAUUGCCAGGCCUUGCAUGUGGAGGUCCAGACUAGCCGGCAGCUACUGGAGGAAGAAAAAGACAGAGGCAGACAGCUGGAGGAACACUCUCAGCGGCUCAAUGAACAGACAGAUGUUAUUCCUGUGGUAAAGCAACUGCAGGAGCAAGACCUGCUGCUGGAGGCAGCCAGAUGCAACAACCAGACUGAGCUGCAGGUGGCGCUAACAGAUAAAGUUAGCCUGCAGCUGGAGCUAGAGAAGCUUAAAGGCAAACAUGCACAGCUGCUGCAGAGCUCCUCCAUUGCAAAAGAAACAGCGGUCACUCAGAGGGAACUACUGGAGGGAACCAUUGAUAGGCUACGGAGGCAGCUGAGCGUGGCCAAAAAAGAGGAGGCAAUGAGGAAUAACCUGGAGAGUUCAAAAAAUGAGUUAUGUCUUGUUGUCACUAAGUUGGAGCAUGAGAGCAGAGGUUUGGAGACCCUACUUAGCGAGGCCAAGCGGGAGGUGGGGUCUCUGAGCUUGGCCUUACAGAGCCUUCAAGAGGAGAACAAUAUGCUCAUGGGAAAGUUGGCUGCUUUAGAGCAUAUGCAGCAUGCAGUGCAACAGGUGGGCCAGAUGCUGAAGGACCUAACUGACAAAAACAAGAACAAACUUAAGUGCCAAAACUUCAAGUCAGGAUCAUCUACAGACUUCACUGGAUAUAAAACUAAUAUUGUACACACACGUGUGUGUGUGUGUGCAUGCGCGCAAACCUUCCAGCUGGACUCCUUGCAGGAGGCCUUAGAAGCAGCCAGAGUGAACAACAGGAGGCUAGCCCAGAGUUUGGAGCAGGUUGUGUUGACCAACAGCAAAUUGCACAGCAAACUGGAGCAGUCCAGAGAGCAGUACCAGGCCACCAUGAGACUGAGAGAUGAAGAGCACCGCGAGGCCUGGACAAAGAUUAGUCAUUUGUGUGAAGAGCUGGGCGCUGUGAAGCAACAAACUAGAGGAGACUAUGAAUCUUCCAUGAAGACACUGCAUCGAAAACUGUCAGAGCUAAAAAUGACAGUUAAGGACUCGUCAACCGGGUCAGGUGACCUGUCCAAGGCUAAUCAGGAGCUCCGCCAACAGAUGUCUGAGCUGCAGAGACAGGUGUCCAAACAGAAAGCUUGUAUCAGAGAGCAGCAGAAGAGCAGAGAUGUACAGGACAACUCUCAUGAAGCUGAGGUAAUGUUACUUCACGGUGCACACAGUAAUAAUAAAGAUGUUGAAGGAGCACAACUGAUGAUGGCACACGACUUUCAGUGUCCCCUAAUGAUCACAAUGAAAUUUCAGCCUUUUCCAACCCAACAAGAUUACAGUUCUGGAGGAGACACUAUAUUUUGUGAAGCUUGA